Nicotiana attenuata is the source of this 651-nucleotide messenger RNA. RefSeq lists its product as uncharacterized. Bases 1 to 651 code for a protein of 216 amino acids. NCBI's taxonomy places the organism in Eukaryota, Viridiplantae, Streptophyta, Magnoliopsida, Solanales, Solanaceae. The transcript is spliced from 2 exons. The record is from RefSeq and is a predicted model, not a curated record.
AUGGUAUCAGAGCCAGCUGUGUAUAUUAUCAAUAGAGUGCCAUCCACUGUGCUUGGUAACAAGUCACCUUUUGAAUUGUUGUAUCACAGACAGCUUUCUCAAUCUCAUUUAAGGAUCAUAGGGUGCUUAUGCUUUGCUUCAUUAUUGCCUAAAACUGAUAAGUUUGGGCCUCGAACUGUGAAGUGUGUGCUAUUGGGGUAUGCAGCACUCCAGAAAGGAUAUAAACUUCAUGACCUUGAGCACAAUGUAUAUUUCAUCAGCAGAGAUGUAACCUUCUUUGAAGAUGCUUUUCCUUUCCAGAAUCCAAAGGAGGGAACUGACCAAUCCUUCCUAGAUGAUUUGAAUAUGAGAACACUCUAUGAUCAUAGUACUGCAGAUCAUGAGUUUCCAGAAUUGAGUAUACCACCUGUUGAGGUUGCUAGAAAGUCAAGCAGAACUUCUAAACCUCCCAUUUGGCUCAAGGAUUAUGUAACAGCUGACAAAGGUACACAAAGUAACAGUUGCAGAUAUCCAAUAGCUGCUGUCAUAGGCUAUGAUCAACUGUCACCCAAGUAUCAAAGUUACUUAUCUCAAUUCUCUUCAGAACAGGAACCUAAUAGCUACUAUGAAGCUGCAAAGGAUAAGAGGUGGAUUGAGGCUAUGCAGGCAUAA